AUGGCUACACAAUUAACUAAAGACGAGUGUAAAAAGUUAUUUCAACGAUUUGAUAAUGGUAAUGGAAUUUUAUCAUUGGCUGAAAUUGAUCGAGCAGUAAUUCAUUGGUAUCCUGAAUUUGGUACUAAUCGUCAAGCUAUGAUUCGGGCCUAUAAAGCAGCUGAUUGGGAUGGAUCUGGAUUUAUUGAACUUAAAGAAUUUCAGCGCUUAAUUGAUUUAUUAUAUUAUUAUAAUCGAUUAAGUGAUCUGUUUGGACAACUAGAUAAAAAUAAAGAUAAAAGAAUAAGUUUUAUUGAAUUUAAAAAAGGAUAUAAACUUGUUGGUCAAUCGAAUAUACCUGAAAAUCAUCUAAGAGAAGAAUUUAAUCGUAUUGAUACUAAUCAUGGUGGAUAUAUUUUAUUUGAUGAAUUUUGUAUUUAUAUGGCAAAGAAACAACUCGCACGAAAUCCAUCUGCUUAA
Molecule: messenger RNA, 459 nt
Organism: Rotaria socialis
Lineage: Eukaryota; Metazoa; Rotifera; Eurotatoria; Philodinida; Philodinidae
Source: the annotation of a GenBank genome assembly